Molecule: messenger RNA, 1952 nt
Organism: Oncorhynchus kisutch (coho salmon)
Lineage: Eukaryota; Metazoa; Chordata; Actinopteri; Salmoniformes; Salmonidae
Gene: cyld3
Product: cylindromatosis (turban tumor syndrome) 3
Exons: 7
Coding region: 192-1811 (539 amino acids)
Source: RefSeq, a predicted model, not a curated record
CAGACCUCUCUGACUGGCCACAACGAUUUAUAUGUAAAACUCUUCUCGCUCGUUAUUGGUCCUCAUUCUGUUUUGGGACAUUUCGUGAGUUAUGUUAUAUGAAAGUUUUGGUUGAUCUAAAAGUUGGUGAAAUUGAUUGGGGCUGAUGGAUAGGUGAGCUCACUCAACUGAGGACACAUACUCACAGCACAAUGUCUGGGGCCCAGGACCACAAGAGACGGCAACCCCCAAAGAUGUACUUGGUGGUCUCCAACCUAAAGAUUCAGGACCAGUUGGAAGGUACCAUCCGACUGCUACGCGGGAACCUCUGUCAGGAGCAAGAGGGGGGAAGGAGCAGGGGCGACCAACUGUGGGUAAAGGUGUUAGACUAUGGUUGUAUGGUAAAGAUUGACAAACAGCUGCUUAUAGAAGUCCCCACCGACCUGACGGGCCUAUUGGAGCCUGUAUCUGAUCCAGAGUCCCGCCUCAAUUUGCUCAUUAACCCCAAGCAACUUUACCGAUUGGCUGCCUUGCCCCUAGGCACCCCCCUCUAUGUCCAGAUGGGCCAACCAGGAGAGCUGGCGGAGGCGGAGCUGAGGUAUCGAGGACCGCUGACCAGAGGAAGUACUGCUGUGUUGUUUGGGGUGCAGCUGAAGGACUCAGCAGUGGGUAGAGGCAACAGUAAUGGUUCUUACAAAGGCCACCAGCUCUUCACCUGUCCCGAAGCCUCCGCCCUCUUCCUACCGGCCAAUCAGAUUAAGCUACGACGCUGGUCCCGUGCCAAUGACGACCAUCACAUCAACGCUCUUCCUCCUCAACCUCAACCCCCCAUUGGUAACAUCAUUGCUAGAACGGCCGAAUCGUCUCCCAGCCUGGCCCCAGUCCCAGUCCUGGCUCGAAACCCCAGCUCCCCACCUCCCUUCCAGGUGGGCCACAGGGUGUGCUUCCCUCUGGAGGAUACUGUCCAUGGGGGAGAGGUGAGGUUCUGUGGGGCCCUGCCUGGACGGACCUCCACUGGGGUGUUCGUAGGAAUCCUGCUGGACAAUGCGGUUGGUAACUGGGAUGGUUCAUAUAAAGGAGAGAAGUUGUGCUCCAUCUCCUCUUCUCUGUAUGGUUGCCUGCUACCCAUCUCCAAGGUGUCCCCUGAACCAAGGUCACGCCGCCACACUCCUCCCCUCCAGAACCCCAAACCGGUCCUCAAACCCACCCUACCACCUGCUCCUGUAUCCUCACCUGCCUCCACCCCAAAGAUCGCUCUGAUGCCCCCCCAACUCCUCUCAGCCAAACUGGCCUUAAAACCUCCACCCCUCCCCAGCCCCAAACCUUUCAUGAAACCUCACCCCCUUCCCCCAACCCCUCCCACCAUCAAACCCCAAACCCUGCCCUCCCCGACCGCCACCGACCAACCACAGCUCUUGAACGGUUCGCCCGGUCCCCUCUCUCCGGGUCGAGGUGACGGAUUGGACGCUGAGGAGAACGGAGACGCGGGAUUGGAGGUUGAGUUGGAGGUGGGGUCCAUGGUGGAGGUGAAUGACCCACCCCUUUUUGGAGUGAUUCGUUGGAUUGGACGAAUCAUUGGAGUUUCACAAUUGGUGUCAGGAAUUGAGCUGGACCAGGAACUGACCGCUGGAACAGAUGGCAGUUACCUUGGCGAACGCCACUUCCGUUGCCCUGCCAACAAGGGGCUGUUCGUCAAACUCCGGAACUGCAGGCGGGAUUCCAGAUUCCCUGCCCCUGAGACACCGGUCAAUCAGGUGGAGCGCUGCAACUCCAUAGGUGUGUUAUCUGUGUGUGUGUUGUCUUGCCUGACUCACGCCACUCCCUUGAGAUGAAUGAGCUAGCCUAGGUUCCCACUGCUUCAGGUCUAUGACCUACAGGUGCCGCCCUUCCAGCCCAGUCCGGAUGCCAGCAACCCGCUGAUUCCAGCCGGCGUAGUUCUUGGCGGCCGACAGCUGGAGUGGGAGAAACUUUUU